This is a messenger RNA of Microtus ochrogaster (prairie vole), 2275 nucleotides long. It is a transcript of the gene Zbtb8b, whose product is annotated as zinc finger and BTB domain containing 8B. Gene Ontology annotation, molecular function: RNA polymerase II cis-regulatory region sequence-specific DNA binding; protein binding; DNA-binding transcription factor activity, RNA polymerase II-specific. NCBI's taxonomy places the organism in Eukaryota, Metazoa, Chordata, Mammalia, Rodentia, Cricetidae. The record is from RefSeq and is a predicted model, not a curated record. Gene Ontology annotation, biological process: regulation of transcription by RNA polymerase II.
GCCCCUCCAGAGCGACAGUGGCUGGUGGAGAAAUGGAGGCACAGUCCUAUUGUGCCAAGCUCUUGGGGGAGCUGAACGAGCAGCGGAAAAGGGACUUUUUCUGUGAUUGCAGCAUCAUUGUGGAAGGGCGCGUCUUCAAGGCCCACAGGAACAUCUUGUUUGCUAACAGUGGCUACUUCCGGGCCCUGCUCCUUCACUACAUUGAGGACAGUGGGCGGCACAGCACUGCCUCCUUGGACAUUGUCACCUCGGACGCCUUCUCCACCAUCUUAGAUUUUCUCUACUCCGGGAAGUUGGACUUGUGUGGCGAGAAUGUGAUUGAAGUUAUGUCAGCUGCCAGCUACCUGCAGAUGAAUGACGUGGUCAACUUCUGCAAGGCGUACAUCAGGUCUUCCCUUGACAUUUGCCGAAAGAUGGAGAAAGAAGCUGCCGUGGCUGCAGCUGUGGCAGCGGCCGCCGCCGCUGCAGCUCAUCAGAUAGACAGUGGAAGUCCAAGUUCAGGACCGGAGGGGACGUCCUGUGGUACCAAGAGCUUUGUCUCCUCCCCAGUAGGGGGAGAAGGGAGUGUGGAGUGUACAAGAGCAUCCCCGUGUGAUGACUGCCAUCCCUUGGAACUGGUGGUCAAAGACAGCCAGAGCUCCGGCGCCUCUGACAGUGACCUUUCUGUUGUGCCCAGGCGGGUUGAACCCAAGGUAGAGUUUGAUGUGGCCAGAGUAGAGGUGGAGGCCAGCGAGCAGCUGCAGCAGUAUGCCGCCCCACUGGCCCAUGCAGAGGACGGCCUGUCCGGUCACCAGGCCUUGGACUUGACUUACAGCAGCUACCAUGUGAAGCAGUUCCUGGAAGCUCUCCUGCGCAGCGGUGCUGUCCAGAGCAAAGAUGACUCGGAUCAUCAGUUUUCUCAUAGUUGGGAGGGGAGACUGGAAGGUGCAGGAGCGGCCAUGAGUUCCGGGAUGGACGUUCAGAAUGACUGGUAUCGAGAGGACUCAGGUGACGUGCUGGUGGUCCCCAUCAAGCUCCACAAGUGUCCUUUCUGCCCUUACACUGCUAAGCAGAAGGGCAUCCUCAAGCGGCAUAUCCGAUCGCAUACUGGGGAGCGGCCUUACCCCUGCGAGACCUGUGGCAAGAGGUUCACACGGCAGGAGCACCUUCGGAGUCAUGCCCUGAGCGUCCACAGAUCCAACCGUCCUAUCAUCUGCAAAGGCUGUCGAAGAACCUUCACCAGUCACCUGUCCCAGGGGCUGCGGCGCUUCGGGUUGUGUGACGGCUGUACGUGUGUCACAGACGCCCACGAUGAAGAUGACGAUUUGAUGCCCGUCAACCUUAGCCUGGGGGAGGCUUCUUCCGAAAGCCACGGGAAAAGUGACGCGGACGACUGGCCCAUCUAUGUGGAGUCUGGUGAAGAGAAUGACCCAGCUGUGGACGAGUCCGACGACCAGCCGCACCGUCGGCCCAGCUUACCAGACCGAGAGACACUUACGUGAAUCAGUCGUUGGGAAAGUGGUUUUAGGUGUUGCUGCUUGUUCUACAGUAAAAGCGACCGUCUGUUUAAUUUUGUGGAACUUAGGGGCUGUUUCCCCCUCCGUCUUUUUAGACUGCAUAGCCGAGUCUGGGUGUCGUGACUCAGAAGACUGAUGGAUGAGUUUUUAGCAUGGAUUCUGCCGGUUCUGUGGGCCUCACCUUGGUUCCGAAUGAAUCAAGGUUGGUCCCGAGCCUUCCUAAUUUCCUUUUUGAGAAGCCAACUCUGGGUGGGAGGAAAAUAAGAAAAUCCUCCCUGCUUACCACUCUUUCAACCUUCUGCAUUCUCUUAUCGUUACCGUUUUCUGAAAAGGUGGCAAAAUGUGCUGGCUGGGUACCAGUCUUUCCCUGCCAAGCUUUUCAUAACAAGUUCCACAGUUUAAUUUUCUGGCGAAUUUGAAGGGAACCUGCUUUGAUAAGAAGCAGGAAGGGCUGGGUCCAUGGUCAUAAAGGUCCUCCCUAAAUUGCAGUCUGCACUCCUGAAGGUUGGGAGCUGUGUGCAGACAAACUCUGCAAGUUUGUAGCAAGUUCAUUAGGGCUCCCAGGCUUGCCCAGCUGGAUGAAGUUAAAUUAACAAGCCCCCCACCCCCACCCCCAAAGAGCCUGUGAGCCAGGCUGGUAGGCUAUUUGACAAUUGCAUACACACAAAUACCCUAUUCUGAGAUCAUAAAAACAAAAGUUGUUCGGGCAAAAUGCAAAAUGUUCCCCUGCUUUCCGUAGUCAUUUCCGUGCAGCGACUCGGUGCACCUGGAGAUGGCUG